Marchantia polymorpha subsp. ruderalis is the source of this 3442-nucleotide messenger RNA. Lineage: Eukaryota; Viridiplantae; Streptophyta; Marchantiopsida; Marchantiales; Marchantiaceae. The record is from the annotation of a GenBank genome assembly.
UGUGCUCGAGGGCUGUCACGAAUCGGGGGAGCACGAGGACGAUCGAUCGAUGGGGAUGAACGACGAACAACGAGACCGGAGAUGCGAUCGUUGGAGCUGAAGAAUAUGGAGGGAGCUGGGACGGAUGUUCUUUGAUCGGCGAGGAUUCGGAUUCGGAUUUCGCUGAUGUUGGAGCUGGAGCGUGUGCCCGGCGUGAGGUGACGUGACCCGGCGAGCUGAUUUGAUGUGUUAGGGUUUGGCAAAAAUUGCAUGGCCUGGGGAAUUUCGACGCCGGGAUAAGCGCACUUUGAAGCAGGACGAUUUAUCUGUGGGGAAAACAUGGCUUCGUUGAGGGCGUCAUCGAAGUGUCUUGCGAGGCAUUUGAGACUGGAUAGGCUAAGUGUGCAGGGUUUAAGCAGGAGUUUGUCUUCCUUCCCUCUGUCCUCAUCAAGCUCGCGGGAAUUUGUCACAUUUUCUCUCAGCCAGCCUCAGGGCAUCGAUGAAUCCGUUGAUCUAGCUCAUCGCAUCGGAGAAAUUAAUCUUGGCGCUUUUACGUAUGGAAGAAAGAAUUUCAGUACCAGUGCUUCGGAGUCGCAGCCUCCGUCGGAAUCCGAAGUCCCUGCCCCUCAACCCGCUGCAGGCUAUAGCGCUGUAUCAUCUCCCCUCCGCAGUUACAGUCCCGUUCUCUCUGGAUUCUCUGUUCUCCCUCAUCCUGCAGCGGGCCUUCCUGCGGGUCUGAGCCCUCCCUCCAACGUUGGGAGCCUUAGCCUAGAAUUUUUGGGAAGAGAAAUGUCUAAUCUCCUGUCUCUUGGUAAGCUCGAGGAAACCAUUCGACUUUUUGAAGAAUGGGUGAAGAGUCCGGGUCUCGAUGGAAAGCCAAAGGUUCCUAACUUAAUGGUUUACAAUCUGUUGCUCCAUGCCAAGUUGCGAAUUGGAGCUGAUCCAAGGAAUCUGCUACAAGUGCUCAAGGAGAUGGAGAUGAGCGGUAUAAAUCCAAACUUGUUGACCUUCAACUUCCUGCUGCGGGCGAUUUUUCGACAUCGUGAUUCGAUAAUGGCAGAGAAGAUUAUAGCGAGAAUGGAGCAACGUGGACCAGAAGCCCAGCCGGACGGCGACUCAUACAACUUUGUAAUUGUGCUCUGUGCCUUGGAUCGAAGACUCGACGCCGGGUUGAAGCAUUUGCAAUCCAUGUAUAACAGGGGUUACGUGCCCAGCAAAACGACCUACAAUGAGCUGUUACUCACUGCUACUCGAUUGCACCGCACUCGUGUUGCCGUAUCACUACUGAAGGAUUUGAAGAAGUACAACGUCGCCCCUCAAGUUCAGAGCAUCGCGGAAUUGGCCGUUGCCGCAACCGAGGUUGAUGACUCUGAGUGUGCACUCCUUGCCCUACGAGUUUUAUCAGAAUCAGAACUCAGCAAGUCGGUUAGAAAUUUGACUAUGGAUGAAGGUGGCAUUCACGCUAUCCUUUCCUGUGCUGCUCGGGCUGCUGAUAUCGAAUUGUCCACUGAAGCGUGGUCCAUGCUUCGCGCCUCCUUUCGUGGGACUAAAACCCCUCGUCCUUCAAGCUAUCAUGCACGUAUCCAUGCUCUUGCCGCUGGAGGGGACUUCGAUACAGCUUUCAGCACGCUGCAUGAGAUGCAAGAAGCCUACAACGAUACUGAGUACGCCGCUGAUACGAAUAUAUUUUCUCCAUUCACCUCCUUGCGUCCUCUUGUACUAGCAUGUACGCGAGGAGGAGCUGCAGCUCUAGAUGCGGCCUACUACAAACUUGCUGAAAUGCACGCAGCAGGCAAGCCCGUGGCUCUAGCUGCCAUCAAUUGUGUGAUUCAGGGAUGCUCUAAUAUUUGGGACUACGACCGAGCUUAUCAAACGUUUGAGGCUAUUGGAACGACAUUUGGACUAAUGCCUGAUGUGCACUCCUGCAACGCCCUCUUGGAUGUUUUUGGCAAGAAUAGGAAGACGUCCGAGGUGCUGCAAAUAUAUAGCUACAUGGGUGAGAUGGGAAUUAGGCCAGAUUCUCGAACAUACAGCCUUAUUAUCGAGGCUCAUGUUGUGAAUCGUGACGUAAAGGCGGCUAUGGAAAGCUUGGAUGCUUUGGUCAACGCUGGCCACACACCUGCAAGAGAUACCAUGUCGAAGAUCCAGAGGCGCUGUGUAAAGGAAGGCGACGAGAACGGGGCUAGAGAAAUAGAUCGUUUGCUGAAGAAAAUGGGAUACCGAGAUGGGGGGCUCAAAGCAACCAAGUGGCAACAAAUCCUGCUGGUUUUGUAGGUUUCAACCCCUUCUUUCAUCUGUAUAGAUUCAGAUGAUUUUAACCCAACUUAUUAUCACAAAGAUACGGAUGCAGAACUCUCCCUGGCCCUGUGCGGAUCUGCAAGGCCUCAAUUCGGGAAGUUCUGAGAUGAGAUUCCUCAAGAUUUUUUGAUAGUGGACCUGAAUGACUCGUAGUUUUGUAGAGAAUCAGGAUGAGUCUCCAGAUAUGGGAGUGUCGCAAAGAACAUAGAGACCGAUUUGCGGAUCUCAAGUUUAUCCUUGCAUCAAACCUUAUGUUGUGUCAGUUGCAAGAACUAGCACGGCCUCUAGGAAAUUACCACCGUGAUGAAAGAAGUCCCGAUGGGUUGUUCAAAGCUUCCCACAAUCUGGAGCAUUUCCUACCUCGUUCGGCCCAAAAUGUGGAAAUUUGAGAUAUGGCCAAAAGUUUAUCAACAGCGGACACAACCUCUCAUUGUUUGUCCAUCACCUUUGAACUGGCUAAAUCAGCCGAAAGUUGGCUCGACUUGUUGGCUAUGGUAAUGCAUGAAAUUUGGAUAGGACUUAGUGGCUUAUCGUCGUCCUUGGUUGCCAGCCACAGAUGGAUGACAAUAUGCAGAAAUAUGUUGGUGAUUGUCUACAUACGCUAUUCAUCGUAUGACAGUAGGUGAAGGCUCUUGACUUAGGUUGUCAUGCCGAUGGCAGAAGCUGUCUGUUGGACGGGCAUGAGACAUAUUACUGUACGAACAUGAACGGCCGGCUAUGAAGGUUCAUGGUACAUAGAAUUCCAUUGGCAGAACAUCUUAUAACGAACCAUAAGAGAACGAAUGAUAAGUUUGCUUGAUAGAUUUCAGUGCCUGUAUACCAGAGUCCAGGGUUUAGCGAAAAGAAUCCCCGGGUCCAGGCCUGGAAAGGGACGCUCGGGAGUCUCAAUGUUAGUUCGAUGGCUGUCCAGGCAGUGCUCAUGUAGUUGUCUCGUUCUGCGGCACUCUUUUUUCGAAAGCUGUAGAGCACGGGAUGCUACCUGGCCUCAUCUGGGGUAGCCAGAUUGCGUGAAAUGCUAAAGUUCUCGAUGAGCGACAUUUCUAUUGGUCCUUUCCAGCCUUGAGCAAAGGCAAAAUUCUGUGUACAGAACCAGGAGCAGAAUCAGUAAAUUUUCGAAACCUCGUCACAUGUGAGUGAAACCUACUGAUCACACACUGUUUUUCGU